This is a messenger RNA of Saccharomyces mikatae IFO 1815, 1113 nucleotides long. RefSeq names its product S-glutathionyl-(chloro)hydroquinone reductase (gene ECM4). The transcript has a single exon. Gene Ontology annotation, molecular function: glutathione transferase activity. Lineage: Eukaryota; Fungi; Ascomycota; Saccharomycetes; Saccharomycetales; Saccharomycetaceae. The coding region runs from base 1 to 1113 and encodes 370 amino acids. Gene Ontology annotation, cellular component: cytoplasm. The record is from RefSeq and is a predicted model, not a curated record.
AUGUCGAAACAGUGGGCUAGUGGUACAAACGGAGCUUUUAAGAGACAAGUGUCCUCCUUCAGAGAAACAAUCUCCAAACAGCACCCUAUUUAUAAACCUGCAAAGGGGAGGUAUUGGUUGUAUGUUUCUCUAGCGUGCCCAUGGGCACACAGGACACUAAUCACAAGGGCCUUGAAGGGAUUAACUUCGGUUAUAGGAUGCAGUGUAGUCCAUUGGCAUCUUGAUGAAAAGGGAUGGAGGUUUCUUGACAUGGAUAAGCAACUGAAGGAUGGAGAAAGUUUCUUAGAACAUUGGCAUGAUGCUGCAGGUGGUAUCAAAACUGCUAAAGAGGAUGCCAGUAAGAGCUUCGCCGCCAUCGAGAACGACAGUCAAAGAUUUAUGAUUGACGGCACCAAUGAACCCCACUAUGGAUACAAGAGAAUCAGUGACUUGUAUUAUAAGAGCGACCCCCAAUUCUCGGCGCGGUUCACCGUUCCAGUCCUAUGGGACUUAGAAACUCAAACCAUUGUCAACAAUGAAAGUAGCGAAAUUAUAAGGAUUUUGAACUCCAAUGCCUUUGACGAAUUUGUCGAUGACAAGUUUAAAAAAAUAGAUCUUGUUCCUGAACGCUUAGAAGCCCAAAUCGAUGACUUCAAUUCUUGGGUUUAUGAUAGCAUAAACAAUGGCGUAUACAAGACCGGAUUCGCAGAACGGGCAGAGGUAUAUGAAUCUGAAGUCAACAAAGUAUUUGAGAACUUGGAUAAAGUGGAAAAAAUUCUCGGUGAUAACUACGCUAAAUUGGAGGCUAAGUAUGGUAAAGGUGAUAGGCAAAGAAUCUUGAGUGAAUUUUUUACUGUGGGAGAUCGAUUGACCGAAGCCGACAUUAGGUUAUAUACCACUAUCAUAAGAUUCGAUCCCGUCUAUGUCCAGCACUUUAAAUGCAAUUUUACGUCCAUCAGAGCAGGAUAUCCUUUUAUUCAUUUGUGGGUGAGGAAUCUGUACUGGAACUACGACGCCUUCAGGCACACGACAGAUUUCGACCAUAUCAAGUUGCACUAUACUCGUUCGCACACAAGGAUCAAUCCCUUAGGAAUUACAACUUUAGGGCCUAAGCCAGAUAUUCAUCAUUUAUAA